Molecule: messenger RNA, 3117 nt
Organism: Micromonas commoda
Lineage: Eukaryota; Viridiplantae; Chlorophyta; Mamiellophyceae; Mamiellales; Mamiellaceae
Gene: TIC110
Product: chloroplast envelope anion channel-forming Tic110 family
Exons: 2
Coding region: 1-3117 (1038 amino acids)
Biological process (GO): protein import into chloroplast stroma
Cellular component (GO): TOC-TIC supercomplex I
Source: RefSeq, a predicted model, not a curated record
AUGGCGACUCAGGCGGUUUCCGCCGUCGCCGGCAUCGCGCCUCAGCAGGCUGCGCCCGCUCAGUCGGCGAAGGCCUCCGGCUUCGCCUCCGGCGGCGUCCGCGUGCCCCGCGUCGCGGGCCUCGCGAAAGGCUCCGCUCGCGUCAAGCACGUGACCCGCGCCUCCGCGACCCCCCAGUUCGAGAAGGACAUGGAUCAGCUCGAGGCGCAGCAGUCCGCCCUCGGCCAGGCCCGCCUCGGCGCCUACGGCGUCGUCGUCGGCGGCGCCCUCGCGGUUGGCGCCGCAGCGGGCACCGCCACGGGCUCCAACGCCGCCAAGGCUGUGCUCACCGCGGGCCUCGGCGCCGGCGCCGCCGUCGCCGUCGCCACCGCGGACAAGAAGCGCGUCUCCGCCGCGCCCAAGGCGCUCUGGAACGGCAUGCUCAACCGCGAUCCCGCGACCAUCACCAAGGCUGACGUGGAUGCCAUCGGAGCCAAGUUUGGCAUGAAGGACAUGUCCAAGGAUUGCCCCGAGGCGGUCACCGAGCUCUACGACGCCUACCUCCAGAGCAUCGUCCCCAUGGGCGACGAUCCCGUGCAGGGCUGGGAGCCCGAGGCGCUCCGCAACUUCCGCCAGCAGCUCGGCCUCGAGGAUGCCGACGCCGCCAACGCGCACAUCGAGGUUGGCCGCCGCCUCUUCCGCAAGCGCAUCGAGCUCGGCGACAAGGACGCCGACCUCGAGUCCCGCCGCGAGUUCCAGAAGCUCGUCUUCAUCUCCACCCGCACUUUUGGCGAGAAGCAGGCCAAGUUUCUCCUCCCCUGGAACCGCAUCUUCCGCGUCUCCGACGCGCAGGUCACCCUCGCGAUGAAGGAAUCCGCCUCCAACCUCUUCAAGAACCACGUCAACGAGUCCGGCGCCAUCAACACCCUCGAGGCGGGCGCGCUCGCCGCCGCCAGGGCGUACCAGCAGGAGCUCAACCUCAAGGAUGCGGACUGCGCUGAGGUUGUCCAGAAGCUCGCUCAGGAUUACGUCGUGUCCAAGGUUGAGGCGGCGUCUGAGCUCGCGCAGGUCCGGUCCGUCAACUCGGACUUCACCGAGGCGAACAAGCUCCUCACCGAGGUGCUCGACUACAACAAGAAGAUGGGCGCCGGCGGCGACGCGCUUCCCGGCCUCCAGGUUGUCACGCUCGCGGGUUCCUCCUUCGAGGAUAAGAGCGGCGAGGCGAACACCCUCUUCCGCAACUUUGUCACCCAGGGCACCGAGGCUGGUGAGUUCUCCGCCGAGCUCAAGUCCUCCGCGGGCGCCCUCAAGGUGCUCUUCGGCAUGGGCAACAAGGAGGCGGAGGAGAUCGUCCUCGACGUCACCACCAAGAGGUACCGCGAGCUCCUCCGCGACGCCGUCAAGUCCGGCGAGCUGGACAAGGCGGAGUCCCCCGCGAAGGUUCUCCAGUCCAUCUGCGAGAAGCUUCAGUUCCCCCCCGAGGUGGCCGCCGAUGUCAACAAGGAGAACUACCGCACCAAGAUGGAGCAGGUCAUGGAGAAGAAGAAGCUCACCGACGAAGACGUCGAGGCUCUCGGCCGCGUCCGCCGCCUCCUCUGCGUCCCCAAGGAUGUCGUCGACGAGUGCACCAUGGACAUCUGCGGCGCCGUCUACAAGUCCGCCGUGCUCAGCGCCCUCUCCGUGGGCACCGAGUCCUUCACCCCCGAGCUCCGCGACAGGUGCAAGCGCGCCAAGGACGCCGUGCGACUCACCGAUGACAUGGCGCUCAAGAUUCUCAAGAACGAGGUUGUCAAGGCGUUCAUGGCGUACAUCCGCGUCGCGCGCACCAAGCAGAACAAGAUCGAGCAGAGCAAGGAGAUUCGCAAGAUGGUCUACUUCAACAGCACCGUGGUCACCCCCAUGGUGUCUGACGUGACCAAGGCGGCUGCCGAGGAUGCCGCCAAGGAGCUCGCGGAGCUGCUCAAGGAGGCUCAGGCGGCGGCCAAGCAGGAGGAGGAGGACGAGAAGAAGGAGGCUGAGGCCAAGGCUGAGUCCGAGGAGAAGAAGGAGGAGGGUGAGGAGGCCAAGGACGGCGAGGAGAAGAAGGACGUCGAGGCCAAGGCUGACGGUGAGGAGGGUGAGGACAAGAAGGCUGAGGAGGACAAGAAGGAGGCUGAGGAGAUCGCCGCCAAGGUCGAGCAGCCAGCUUACCAGAAGGAGAUCAACCUCAAGGACGAGGUCGACAGCGUCACCGCCCAGGGUAUCUACCAGGACUACCUCAUGUUCUGCAUGCAGGGCGACACCGUGAACGCGCCCAUGGGCGUGCAGAUUACCAUCGAGCGUGACCAGUCCGAGUUUACCCGCCUCUCCCAGCUCGGCGACAUCCUCGGCCUCAACCAGUUUGAGGUUGGCUCCGUGCACAAGGGCCUCGCCGACAAGGCGUACCGCGCGCAGGCUGAGCAGAUUCUCGGCGACGGCCGCGGCCUCACCGCCGACCGCGCCGAGAAGCUCAAGGAGAUCCAGCAGGGCCUCUCCCUCCCCGACGCGGAUGCGCAGAAAAUCAUCAAGGGCAUCACUUCCAAGAAGAUGCUCCAGGACAUGCAGGCGCAGAUUGCCAUGGGCACCCUCACCAUCGCCGACAUCCGCAAGAUGAAGGAGGAGGGCGUCGACAUCGAGAACAACAUCUCGAUGGACAAGCGCAUGUCCAUGUUCCGUAAGAACGCCGAGAAGCGCCUCACCGACGGCUCUGGCUCCUCUGACCUCUCCGCCCUCACCGAGACCCUGCCCGAGGAUCUCUCCAUCACCAAGGAGAAGGCGCAGUCGGAGCUUCUCAAGAUUGCCAACGAGAAGAAGCGCUCCACCAUGGUCCAGGCGGUGGCUGAGCUCCGCCAGAAGAAGGUUGGCGACGUGAUCAAGUCCGCCAAGAACCUCGUCGCGUGCCACGGCGUCGCGCCCGAGUCCAAGCUCGAGUGGGCCGUUCAGGAGGAGCUCAAGGACAUCUUCAGCGUCUUUGUCAUGGAGGGUGCGGGUGCCGAGGAGCAGGAUAAGCUCCAGGCGGCGCUCGGACUCGAUGACGCCGUCUGCGCUGAGCUCAAGGAGGUUGUGGGUGCGGGCAAGUUCCAGCUCAAGGCUGACGUCGCGGACGAGGCCCUGUUCUAA